UCAUGCGGUGCUCAAUGCCAAAGUCAUGCUCUCGUAAACGGCCUUGCAUUUUUCGAUUCUGGAGCCAAUUGAGCAGGACCCAUUGGUCAAAUCUAGUGCUAGUCAGCGACGUACUGCAUAGGCAGUAGCACUAUAUAGUACUACUAGGUAACUACUACCAAGUACGGCCGCCGUGGAACGGAGCGGGGAGGGGGAGCUCGUGGUGGGGCUCCUCCGAGGCAGUACCGAUCUCUAAUUUUUUUGAGGAACCCGGUGUGCGCGCCUUGGGGAGAAUGUGUUUGCUUCUGACUCAUGUACUCAGAACCACCAUUAAAACUCGCAGCGGGAGGGAGCACAAUCCUCAGCAUUCUACGCGAUACAGAUCUUCCGGCUAUCACCGUCCAUUGACUGCCUGUCGACAUCCGUGCUUCUAUACUCAGCCUCUUUCUCGUAAGCCCGUGUUACAGGCUGCGUCAAGGCAUCGUAACAUUGAACCCUCGAGCCUCUCGCUCAGCCCACCGACCACCGCAGUCUAACGCGUGCCGCCAUAUCUGCACAGCAGCGCCAUGCCCGGACUCGACAUGAUCCCGCUCGCGGCCGACGACACAAGAGGUAAGUCAAUUCUCGACGAGUCAUUCCGUUGUGAGACGUGCUUGCCCUCUGCGUUGUGCGACACGGCGGCAAUUCACCGAUUCGGUGCGGCCCGUCGCAUUUCCCUGCGACAUGUUUCCCACCACCAAGUGCCCGCCCGGCUUUACAAAAGAAGCUGUUUCGCACCUCUCAACCUCGCGUCGAGCCCCUCACCCGCGCCUCCAUGACUCCCCCAAUGCACAAUGGCCGUCAUUCGCAAAGCGCCAGUCCGAACGAGCGUACUGACAGACAAGGCAGUGCUCGGCCAGGAUCCCCUGAUCCCCCCUGCCCUGCUCACCUCCGAGAUUCCCAUGACCGAAAAGGCCGUCACAACCGUCGUCAAGGGCCGCAAUGAUGCCGCAGAUAUCGUCAUGGGACGCAACGACAAGCUACUGGUCGUCGUUGGCCCUUGCUCCAUCCAUGAUCCCGCCGCCGCCCACGAGUAUGCCUCCCGGCUAAAGCAGCUGUCCGACAAGCUGUCCGACGAUCUGUGCAUCAUCAUGCGUGCCUAUCUCGAGAAGCCUCGCACGACAGUUGGCUGGAAGGGCCUCAUCAACGACCCCGACAUCGACUCAUCCUUCCAGAUCAACAAGGGCCUGAGGGUGUCACGCCAGAUGUUCGUCGACCUCACCACCGGCGGAAUGCCCAUCGCCAGUGAGAUGCUCGACACCAUCUCCCCACAGUUCCUUGCCGACUGCAUCUCUGUCGGCGCCAUCGGCGCCAGAACCACUGAGUCCCAGUUGCAUCGUGAGCUGGCGUCCGGUCUGUCCUUCCCCGUCGGCUUCAAGAACGGCACCGAUGGCAACCUCGGCGUUGCCAUUGACGCCAUCGGCGCUGCGGCGUCCAAGCACCACUUCAUGGGUGUGACCAAGCAGGGGUUAGCUGCCAUCACGCGCACCAAGGGCAAUGAGCAUGGCUUCGUCAUUCUUCGUGGAGGAACCAAGGGCCCCAACUUCGACAAGGAGAGCGUCCAGGCCGCCAAGAAGACGCUCACGGACAAGGGCCAGAAGCAGGCCAUCAUGAUUGACUGCUCCCACGGUAACUCGCAAAAAAACCACAACAACCAGCCCAAGGUUGCCAAGGUCAUCGCCGACCAACUGCGCGAGGGAGAGCGCUCCAUCAUUGGUGUGAUGAUCGAGUCAAAUAUCCAUGAGGGCAACCAGAAGGUUCCCGCCGAGGGCCCUUCUGGCCUGAAGCGCGGCGUCAGCAUCACAGACGCGUGCAUCAACUGGGAGGACACCGUCGCCGUGCUGGAGGACCUGGCGGGGGCCGUCCGCGCCCGACGUGUCAUCAACGGCAGCUCCGGCGUUGGCGAGGAUGCCAAGGUGAGCAUGCUGGAGGAGGACUAAAUACUCCACGUCGGCUGCUGUGUGACAAUAGCGAGGCUCCGAGCCAACCGAGAACUAGUGUAGUGUCGGUGGCGACGGAUGAUGACUGUUUGAGAGACGCCGCAAAUGCUGCCUGACAGGCUUUGUGGCAGGACAUAAGAGUUGGAACGAGCGCGGGAAGCUCGUUAUUGCGAGAUAUCAAAAGGGAUGCCGAGCGCCCUUUGCGGGUUGGACAGGCAAAUUUUAGAGAAGUGAUUCCGUUGCGCCGUGAUU
Molecule: messenger RNA, 2210 nt
Organism: Purpureocillium takamizusanense
Lineage: Eukaryota; Fungi; Ascomycota; Sordariomycetes; Hypocreales; Ophiocordycipitaceae
Gene: ARO4
Product: 3-deoxy-7-phosphoheptulonate synthase
Exons: 2
Coding region: 813-1958 (381 amino acids)
Biological process (GO): aromatic amino acid biosynthetic process
Cellular component (GO): cytoplasm
Molecular function (GO): 3-deoxy-7-phosphoheptulonate synthase activity
Source: RefSeq, a predicted model, not a curated record